Cercopithifilaria johnstoni is the source of this 3900-nucleotide messenger RNA. The record is from the annotation of a GenBank genome assembly. Lineage: Eukaryota; Metazoa; Nematoda; Chromadorea; Rhabditida; Onchocercidae.
AUGGCUCCACUUCUUUCUCUUUGUGUUAGCACGUAGGAAACGAGGCGUCCGAAAUCAAAAUCUCCAGCACCAGUACCAGGUACAUGGAGUGGUCCUGAUUAUCAUGAAGUGAAUAUUAGCCAUAAUAAACGAUUGCAACGAAACGAAACAUGCAGCAAUGAGAAAUUUCUUGGGGUUAUUACCACGAAAUACAUCUCUUGUAUAAUACCAGCAGUGACUAUUCAUGCAACUAAGUUAAAACCAUGCCGAUCAGUUGAGAUUGCAUUAAGUUGUGCAUUUCAGUCGUUAAUUGCAAACAACGAAAAAGUUUCUAUCGGUCAGAAAUAUUCCAGACUUAUCAAAAUGGACAAAAAAUUGUUAGCGAUAAUUAAUACUGCGAUCAAAUUCGAUGCAUCAUUUACAUCUCGAACACGAUCAAUGAAAGGCGCGCUUGAUAUUAUCAAAAUAAAAAGGAAACAUACAACAUGUUCAAUAGUAGUAAAAGAACCAACUAGACGAAUGAUUACUAUUCGAAAAUCAAUAUGCAAACGAUGGGAUGGACUGAAUGCAUGCCGAGCUCAGGUAACAGUUCUCACUUCACCUUUUGCUGACGUGAACUAUCAGUGCUUGAAACGUGCUCAAAUUAUAUAUCCUAAACGUUACUCUGCGUCCAUCGAAAAUAUUUCCGAACAAGUCUACGUUAAUGAAGAGAAAAAUGCGGUACUGUCGGAGAACGAUGAAUUUAUGCUUUCGGAUCAUUUGUUAUUUGGAAAGUACGUGAAUUAUAAACGUGAGAAAUUGAAACGUAUGCACAGUGAACCAGUGAAAUUUAAAAGUAGAGAAUCAUCAUGUCCGUUACCAGUUUCCGAACUAAUGCGAGCUUGUGCUGUUCGAACAUUGGAACCAACUCGUCAAGUACCAUAUAUCACAGUGCCAAGUCGUUCACGUUUGGGUAGUGUUGAAGUGGAAACUGUUUCGACAGCAGUACGAACGUACGGAGAACAAUUGUUGUCCACAAAUUAUCAUGGAGUGAAGAACUUAGCAGCUGACAAGUCAAAACGUUCGAUGUUAUUAACGAAGCCAUCUUUUGAAUUUGAUGCUGCAAUGUCACCAUUCGAACAAAGACUACAAAAUCAGGCAUUUCAACUUCGUAAAAUAUCAACCCUCUCUGAUGGUGAUAUCGCAGUUCUACAGGAUACAACAAGUGUGAACAUAACGAUGCAACUUCAAGUUCACGAUCAUGGUAGACAUUCGUCUAUUGAAGGUUCGUCUUUAACGUCAAAUUUCACGGCUGCGAUAGCAGCAGCAGCGCAACCACGACAUGAACGUUAUGCAGCACACAUACCGGUUACUCGAAUCGACGGAAAUGGACGUCAUUCAACAACUAGUAUUGAUUCUUACAACAGUGGUACUUUGGAAACAACAGCGCUGCAAUUGGAUCAGAUGAUUGAUCAGGGUCGAUAUAGGCAUCAUCAACAUAGGAAUAAAUUUAAAGAAGCUAUUGAUUAUUUGGAUCAGGUAUUCGAAGAUCUGAAGAAAGAGAGCGAUCAGAUAGAAAACACGCAACGAUCGCGUGGAAUUCGUACGACACCAACUCGUAAAGGAUCUUCAAAGAGUGGUACAGAUUUGAUGAAUGUCACUGUAUCAUCAUCACCAGUGAAGCUGCAGCAACGCAAUGGUAAUACUAAGCGAACGAUGAACAAUAUUGUUGAUGUGGAAGAGAUGGAUUCACGACAAGCGCCACUUGCAACUACCAAUAGGCAUUCGUUGUAUACAUCUAAGCCAAGGGUUGCCGAAAAGCACUACCUGCAAGAAAAAGCUGCAUCAGUUGAACAGACAUCAAAUGAUAUUGAUAUUACGGAAACAAUUGUGCUACCGUUACAAAAUCGUAAACUUAAAAGUGAAAGGAUGAAUUACACUAGGAGAUGGCUUACUGGAGAUAUCAAAUCAUGGGUUUCAAAACCCGAUUUAAUCGUUGGUGGAAUAGAAGAGGAACCUGAUAUUGAUGAACGUUCGCUGGGAAGUUGUUCAGCGGAAGUAGCAGCAAUCAAUUCAAUAGUUCGAAAGAAGAAAAAAGCUCAAGAUGUACCGGAUCUUAUUCAAAAUGUUACUUCCAAAGUUAAAUAUGUAAGGCAAUCAAAUGGUCAUCAAAUGGAUCAUUCCAUACGUAAAUGUGGUAGUGGUGGUGGUGGUAGUGGUCGUCAGUAUGUCCAACAAAGCGAUCCAAUUAAACCACUACCAGUAAAGGCGCAUCCUACGUUCACCUUCCCAACCGGAAGUACUGGAAAUCUAAAUAAUUUUAGCAAUUUAUCUCGAUCGUUUCAUGAUAGUAACGUUUGGGCAAGUAAUUAUGAUAUAAAUAGUAAUCAGACUCUAUCACAAAGGAUUCCAUCACAUAGUCGAAUAUCAGAGCAAAAAAAUCGUGACUCUGGUGCAGUAUCGUGGAGAUCGGCAUCUCAUGAUUCGCAUUAUAAUACAUUGAGUAGUGCUCGAUCUGAAGAAGUUCAACAUUCUAUGCGGAAAACGGGCGCAUUUACGCCAGUGCAACCAUCAAGCAUUAUGACAAUACGUGGUUCAGUGGCCAGUUUACCGGAUUCAUCUAGCAUUCGACUUCAAACUCUGCAGAAUGCAAAUCCAAUCGUAACGAUUGAUGCAUUAGUUGCGGAGUUGGAACUGAACACCGAUCAGCAAACAUUUCAGACAUCAAUAGCUACCAAGCGGCGUUCAUUUCCAACUGGUAAUGAAUUUUUUGUGCGUCGUGCUAGUAAUUACGAGAAGCCAAAUAGUAGCCAACAAAUGGAAGAUAGCAAUAUUCAAUCAUUUGCUAAGACAAAAUCGGAACACAAUAUUGGUCGUAAGCAGCGUCAGCAACCGCAGAAACUAAAAGAUUCAUUUAACGAGAUGUCAAAUAUGCUUCAAAGUGUCAUCAGUGAUGUCACAACUUUAAAUGAACUACCCAAAAGUCGUAAAUAUGUGCAUGUGGGAGUGAAGAAUAAUAAUUCACCAUUGUCUCCAUUUGAAACAAUCAAUCAGGAGAAGUUGAAUCCAAGCAAAGUGGAAGCCAUGCAAUCUAUAUUCGAGAAUAAACAAUGUGUACCAGUAUGGCGUCGUAAUAUUUUUAACGGUAACAAUGAUAAUGUUCAAUCAACUGCAAAUGUUAAAGAUGAUGACAAUUAUUACGAAAUCAAUGAUUUUGUUCAUCGAAAAGAGUUCAUUCCUGUACCUGCCAAAUCAUUAGGAAAGCAAUCUUCUUCGACAAUUCGUUCAACUUCUCAAACGAAGCCACGUCUUCCAGCAGUACCAUCUCGACUUGACUUCAUUCCAGCAUUUCCUGUAACUCAUCCACCACCUCAUCCACCAGGUUCCACAAACUCCUCUCAGACAGGUGGUUACUAUUCAUCUGGUUCAUCAUUAGGUGCGCAAUCAUCGUAUACAACAUCAAAUAAUCGAGGAGUAGCGAUACCUGCAAAGCAAUCAGUUUCCUCUCAGGCACCUAGUUUGGAUGACGAAGAUGAUGGCUUUUAUGAUAAUAUCCAGACAGAUGAGAAGCGUUUUUCACAUGGCAGUGAACUUGAUAAUGUCUCGAUAUGCAGUCAUCAUAUACUAUCAAAUACUGCCAAUAAACCAUCUGGUCCAGUUAAGACAAGUAGCCGAAUUGGUCAAUUCUUACGGAAAAUCAGUGCAUCGAAGCCACCAAUCAGUGCUGCCUCAUUGGUAUCACUCAACAAGGUUGCUAGUGAAAUAAUGCCAACUAGACCGAUACCUUUGAUGAAAAGUAAUAGUUUGACUCACUGUCAGGGGAAAAAGCAUAUUGUACAAGACAUGAACACUACCAUAUCCUCUGCAGUAGUAGACAAACGUGGUGGAUUGGGUCAGCGUCUGAAGAAUUCCAUAUUUGGAAGUAAAAAGCGCCUGAACUGA